This is a messenger RNA of Melitaea cinxia (Glanville fritillary), 1638 nucleotides long. RefSeq lists its product as uncharacterized. The transcript has 10 exons. NCBI's taxonomy places the organism in Eukaryota, Metazoa, Arthropoda, Insecta, Lepidoptera, Nymphalidae. The record is from RefSeq and is a predicted model, not a curated record. The coding region runs from base 1 to 1638 and encodes 545 amino acids.
AUGUGUAAAUACAAGACUUUAGGACCAAGCUCAAAUUGCUUAAAUUAUGACUACACUGCCUUGUUAACAGAUAAUGACAUUAAUACUAUAAUCGAAAACAUUAAUCGUCGAAGAAACUUUAUUGCUUUGGGUCAUUCAAAUUUCUUACCUGGGGCUGCAAACAUGAAAAAGAUUAGCUGGUCUCAAGAAUUAGCAUUAUCUGCUCAGCUAUGGGCGAACCAAUGUGACCAACAAUUACAACCAGACAAAGAAGACCAAUGUCGUGAUAUAGAAAAUAUGAAAGUAGGACAAAAUAUUGCCACAAUAACCGGACCAUCAGCUGGUUUUAAUGUAAAAAGUUUCGUGGAAAUUUGGUUUAUGCAAUCACUGGUCUAUAAUGGAAGCGUAACCUAUUACAAUGAGUCUCAUGGUAACAAAAGUAAUCAAUUUACGCAAUUAAUUUGGGCAAACACAGAAAAAAUUGGAUGUGGUAAAGCUAAAUUCACCGUGAACAAUAUCAAAACUACGAUCGUCGAGAGACUCGUUUGUAACUUUGCUCCCAAGGGUAACGUACACGGAAAACCAGUAUAUAUUAUUGGCUACGCCGCAACUCAGUGUUCAGAUAAUAUGCAACCCGACAAGUUCUUUUCUGGCUUAUGCAGUGAACCAGAAAUAACAAAUGAAAUUGUUAAGAACAUGAAGCAGAAAAUAUCAGCAUCUCCACUUUCCACCAGUUUACUCCGAAUUAGAAAUUUAUUUAAUGAUUCUGAGGUAAAAGAAAUUGAUCCUGUAUAUAACAAUUUGAAGCUAAUAAAAAACGAUGACAAAAACGAAUGUCUACAAAUUAUUAAAAAAUCAGGCACUACUACGCAGGACAUAUUUUUUGUGAAAGAAAAGAAUACGAUCCAUAUUACAGGCAGCAAUUCAAAAAGGAGCGCACCAGAAGAUGAUUUAAAUUUUAAGCCUUUUUGGCAAAUAGAUGGUUAUUCAAACAAAAAACAGCAGCAACUAAAGUCUAUAAAAUAUACUACAUUAGCUAAUAAAAAAAACAAAAAAAUAAUGAGAACAAAAAGUACUCCUAAAAAAGUUUUUCAAACAGAGCAUAUAACUAUAAAAUUUAUCAAUGAACAAAAAGGCAAUAAUAUACGUAUUACUGAAAAGUAUUUAUCAUUUGAUGAACUAAUGCAUCUUAGAAAAUUUAAUACAGGAAAUUUCAGUGGGCGACGAUUUCUUAACACAAAUUCUGAUGAUAAUGAAGGCAUUCAAUUACUAAGAAAUUCGAAUACAUCUAAUUCAACUAAAUCUACAGAAUAUACUGCUAAUACACCAUUUAUUCGCAUGAAACAGUGUACACGGAAGUUAACUUGUACUUGGACUGCUGCAUCUUUAACUGAUAGUGCCGGUAGUAUCAUACCGGGUGGAGUUGGUGGCUUAAUUGGAAACGUAGGUUCCCGCACGCCUCCAGGUUAUGUCGAAGGCUGUACACGUACUUCAACAUGUACUAGAGAUUACAUGAACAGAAAUAAAAUGGCGUCGCUAGACAUUGAAACAACGACUCCGGAAUUUGAUACAGGAACGUUAAAAGAGAAGAAAAUUAUGUUCAAAGUGACCAUGAACGAAACGUAUUAUCUUAUGGCGACCUAUUCUAUUACGUAUUGA